Molecule: messenger RNA, 1700 nt
Organism: Tetranychus urticae (two-spotted spider mite)
Lineage: Eukaryota; Metazoa; Arthropoda; Arachnida; Trombidiformes; Tetranychidae
Product: beta-1,3-galactosyltransferase 5-like
Biological process (GO): protein O-linked glycosylation
Cellular component (GO): Golgi membrane
Molecular function (GO): hexosyltransferase activity
Source: RefSeq, a predicted model, not a curated record
UUGAAAGUCAACAUUAUCGAUCUAAACAUGUAAACAUUUACAUUAAUACUUGUAGAGUAAUCAGUAACCUAAAUAGUGAUUUUCAAGCUACCCACUCUUAUUAAGCCAAAUAAGGAUUAAGCCACACCACUGAUUAACACACAUGAGACGACAAAACUGGAAGAUCUUAAGCUUACAAUGAAACAUUGACUGGACAACUAAUGAUCAACCAUGAAAGCCAUUGAUUUGCGUGAUGUAUCGAUUCCUUUCAAGACAAUCAAAGCUAAUUUUCAUAUUUCCUCUUACUUCAGUUACAUUGUCUCUUUUCAUCUGGACUUUUAUUCCUAUUCGCUUGUUUACUCCUGAUUACAAUGGGAUCAACAAUCAUGGAUUAGACAACAAUUAUGAAUACUUGAAUCACACGGGUGACUGGAUAUUUGGUGAUUUUAUUAUCAGGAACAGUGGCCGAUGUCCACAAUUUGGAUUGGCUACAAUAGUUUUACUCAUCCAUAGUGAUCCAGUCAACAUAGAGAGUCGAAACCUUUUACGCCAUUAUACACCGGGAAAUUAUUGUUUCACCUUUCUAUUAGGAUCUCGUGACAAUGCAACCAAUCAACAGAUUGCCAAGGAAUCCAAACAAUUUGGAGACAUUGUUCAAGGAACUUUUCUGGAUUCCUAUCGAAAUUUGACAAGAAAACAUAUAAUGGGUCUAACUUGGGCUGCUUUAUACUGUCCAUUGGCUUCAUUCAUUCUUAAGAUGGAUGAUGAUGUCCUUCUCAAUUAUACCUUCAUCAGUGAUUAUCUUGAUUCUCAGUUUCCAUCUUAUUCAAUGGAUCCAUUUCUGGUUCGAACUCCAAUUAAAAUGAUCAUUGGUUACGUGAUGCCCAGAUCACCAGUGAUUCGUGAUAAAACAAGCAAAUGGUAUGUCGAUUCAAGUGAAUAUGGUGAUGAUUUUUACCCCACAUUUGUCUCUGGUUGGGGUUAUAUAACGUCCAUCGAUGUGAUUCACUUACUUCUCAAUCAAAUAAAAGACACUCCGAUGUUCUGGAUUGAUGAUAUUUAUGUAACUGGAAUGCUUCGAUCCAAAUUAACGGACAUUUACUUUUACUCCAUAAACCAAUUUUUCAACAUUAAUCUAGAUACUGUACGAAAUUGGACUCGAUUGAAGCAUAAUCAUGUUUGGCCUUACAUGGUUAGCGUUUCUUCUAAAGACUUGUUAAGUAUCAGCUUGGAGCGUUACUCCUACUGUGAUAAACACAAAAAACACUGUGACUGCUGUCUUACAUGGUUGGAUCCAUUUGACAAGAAAAAGACAGAACCAAUGGAAAGAUCAGAUCUGGUUCCAUUGAAAUCUGCCGGAGAAAUCGCUGAAUUACAUAUUAGAUAAAGGUUCAACUACGAAUAUCAGAGAUUAAUGUGAUUCAUGAAAAAACUGAUGUUCCCUCCUUUAUGGUUAAAUGUUGAGAUUAUUUGUUUUUUAUAAUACUUGACUUUUUUUUAUAAGAUAAUUUAUCGGUGGUAACAGUAAGUUAAUCAAUGUCAAUCAGCAUUCAUUUAUUUCAUUUAACUUUAUCAUUCCUCUCUUUCACUAUCUAUCUUCCUCUCACUCAUCAUCAUUUUAUCAAUUAGUCUUUUUCAUCCACCUAAUGUUGUGCAGUUUAUAUUCAACCAAACGUAAUACAAUGAAACAUCAUUAACAAAUAAACCGAUAACUAUGAUUA